Messenger RNA from Pocillopora meandrina, 394 nucleotides. The record is from the annotation of a GenBank genome assembly. NCBI's taxonomy places the organism in Eukaryota, Metazoa, Cnidaria, Anthozoa, Scleractinia, Pocilloporidae.
GCGCAUGGUCACUGCAUUUUCUGAGAUAUCCGUGGCGACAAAUGAAAAUGGAGAUAAAAAGGAUCAAAUUUUGAUGAAAAGUAAAUAAUGUGGAUACAUUUAUAUUCCAUUAAAAUGUUAUUAUACGACUAAAAAGUUGCGUUAUACAAAAAAAUGCAAAAUAGAGAGGAAAAAGAUUUGUUGGCUAUAAUCACAGGAAAUCCUUCGUCAAAUGAGAAGGUUAAGACUUUGCCAGAGAAUCUCCUUAGAAUACUUUUCGAGGAUAUAACAUCUCAGCAUAACAAUAGCAGCAAGAAAUAAUCCUUUCCUGGCAGAAGCCGUUUCAGCCGUGUUCCACGUCGAUUGGUGCCAGAGGCUGUGGUGAGAUACAAAUUUAUAAGCAGUCUUCGAUUCC